Messenger RNA from Danaus chrysippus (African queen), 1662 nucleotides. The record is from the annotation of a GenBank genome assembly. Lineage: Eukaryota; Metazoa; Arthropoda; Insecta; Lepidoptera; Nymphalidae.
AUGAUAUCUCAGGAGCUUAGAGAUCUUUGUCAAUUAUUAUUUCCAGAUUCUACUACAGAAAAUGCCGAAUACUUUGCUGAUAUUACCGAAUAUAUUAAAAAGUUGGGAUCUCAAAAUUGGGAUCUGUUAAAAAAAGAACCUGACAGAUUAACAGAAGAAAUGAAACAUUUGACUGAACAAACUCAGGACUUAGCAUUUACUAAUUACAAAACAUUUGUAGAGACUGCUGGUAUUUCAAAAGCUAUUAUGAAAGACUUGGGCAAAUCCAAGGAAUCAAUAUCAAACUUCCUUGAUACUGCUCCUGAAUUUGUCCAGCAGUGUGAAAAAUUUUCUCAAGUCGCUGGUGGUAUAGUUCAAGAAAAAAAACGUUAUAUUAGUAUUAGAAACCAAAGUGAUAAGUUGUUAGAACUAUUGGAGCUUCCCUCAUUAAUGAGAGAAGCUCUAAACGCUGAAGAUUAUGAGAGUGCCCUAGAUAUAUUUGCAUUUAUUAGAAAUCUUUCAAAACGGUACUCUGAAAUCCCUAUUGUGCAGAGCACAACAAAUGAAAUCAUGACAUUAUGGUUUGAGACCCUGUAUCACUUGUUCAAUCAACUGCAUUACGAUCUUCCGUUGCCUCAGUGUUUGCAAAUCCUUGGCUACUUACGUAGAGCCAACACAGUUUUCAAGUCAACCGAUGAUGAACAGAGUUCAGUGACAUCAUUCGGUUACAAAGGAAAAAAUGUUAUACCAUCAGAUGGAUUACAUUUACAUUUCCUUAAAGCUAGAAAUGCAUGGUUUGAAAAAGCAUUGGAGGAUGCUAGAAAUUCUGAAGAUGCUGAAAAAUUAUUACGAAAAAUUGUUGAGUUACAUAGAAUACAUUUAUUUAAUGUUAUAACCCAGCAUAAAUCCAUAUUCCUGUCAGACACACAGGACUCUAAAGAUGAUGAACUUAAUGGACUUAGUGCUUUGUCUUGUUGGUUAAAACAAAAGGUGGAAGGUUUAGUACAAAUAUUAAAUCAGGAUGUAUGGAAAGAAGAUGAAUCAGGUUUUGAAUCUAUCAUGAACCAGUGUAUGUAUCUCUGUCUGUCUUUUGGCAGAGUUGGUGCUGACUUGAGAUGUGUGCUUACGCCAUUGUUUAGAAACAAUAUCCUUAUGCAGUUUAACGCUGGUAUUGUAAAGGUUGACAAUCAAUUUGAGAAUCAGAUGAAAUCAUACAAAGUGCCGAGUAUCAAGAAUGUAUUAAGGCCGAUAAAUGAAAGUAUGGCAACAGGUCCACCGGAAAAUCUGUUAGAUUAUUACCCAUUGGCUGAAUACUGUAAUGGUAUGCUCAGUAUUUUAAACUCACUACGAGUCACAGCUCCAUUGAAUAUUGUAAAGGAUGUGUAUAAGGGCUUUAAGACAUCUUUUGACAAGGCAACACAAAUAUUGAUUGCAUUCUAUCACAAAGAACAACAAGCUUUUACUGACAUUGAGAAACAGAAUUUUGUAUCUUUAUGUGUUUGUUAUACGGAAGAUCUAGUUCCUUAUAUUGCUAAAUGUCUAUCUUUGUCUUUUCCGCCCAUACAAAUAGCGGAACUGUUAGGCGUCACCUUAACUGUUUUGCAGGAGAGCAAAGUUUUGUAUCUUGAUCAACACGAAAUUUGUAAACCUUUGAAUAGUAUUACUGGAAUUGAUGUUAAUUGA